Messenger RNA from Harmonia axyridis, 637 nucleotides. Its product is annotated as zinc finger protein 711-like. Gene Ontology annotation, cellular component: nucleus. Gene Ontology annotation, biological process: regulation of transcription by RNA polymerase II. The coding region runs from base 158 to 637 and encodes 159 amino acids. Gene Ontology annotation, molecular function: DNA-binding transcription factor activity, RNA polymerase II-specific; RNA polymerase II transcription regulatory region sequence-specific DNA binding. Lineage: Eukaryota; Metazoa; Arthropoda; Insecta; Coleoptera; Coccinellidae. The transcript is spliced from 3 exons. The record is from RefSeq and is a predicted model, not a curated record.
CUGUUAUCUGUGUCUGUGAUAUUUUAGUCGGUGAAGAAAAGGCAAGCUUCAUGCUAUCGUGAACAGUAGAGAUAAUACAGAACAAACAGUUCUCGAAUUGUACUUAUACAUAUUUAUUUUCACAAUUAAGAAUUUACGUUAAGUGUUGAAGCCAGAAAUGGAAACAUACUCAAAAAUUUUCCUAGAUGAAAAUAAUCAUCACAGAGUGAAGAUGGAAAUGGGAGAAGAUGAUGAUAGCUAUGAAAAAGGAAACUCAUUGGACUUGGAUUUUCAGUACACGACUGAUUGGGGGCAUAUUGAUGAAAAGACUGAAAUCAUGGAUAUUGUUCAGCAUUACACUAAUGAGAAUGGAAUAAUAUCGUCUAUUAAAUAUGAAAUAGGGGAGUUUGCUUUAAACCAGAAAAACAAUCUCGAAGGGCAUAUAGAUGCUGUCCAUUUGAAUGAAAGAGAACAUAAAUGUCACUUAUGUGAUUAUGCAGCCAAUCAGAAGAAUAACCUCAAAAAGCAUAUAGAUUCUGUCCAUUUGAAAAAAAAACCACUUAAAUGUCACUUAUGUGAUUAUGCAACCAAUCGGAAGAAUAACCUCAAAAAUCAUAUAGAUUCUCCAAUCGGAAGAAUGUCCUCAAAAAUCAUAUAG